Asterias rubens (European starfish) is the source of this 912-nucleotide messenger RNA. RefSeq names its product trihelix transcription factor GT-3a-like. The coding region runs from base 1 to 912 and encodes 303 amino acids. Lineage: Eukaryota; Metazoa; Echinodermata; Asteroidea; Forcipulatida; Asteriidae. The transcript is spliced from 4 exons. The record is from RefSeq and is a predicted model, not a curated record.
AUGGCGAACCGUAAUACCGACGUAGAAUCUGUAAUUUUUGGCGAGCUUUCGUCAAAGAAAACAAAACAAAAAAGAAACACCUGGACGUUCGAUGAAACUGUCCGAUUGAUUGCAGUGGUAGGAUCCACCGAUGUCCAGGAAAAGUUGGACGGACUUGUCCACAAAGACGUGGCAGGAGCGUUGGAGUCCAGGCACUCGGCCGAAAAGUGCCAUGAUAAAUGGAACUGCCUCAAGAGGAAGUACCGAGAGGUCAAGAAAAAAAAUAACAAGAGUGGACGGGGGAGACACACAUUUAUUUUCUUGAACGAAAUGGAUGACAUUUUGGGUCAUCGUCCCAUGAUGGACAAGGCAAACCAUGACCACCUGGACAGCGCCAGCCUCGCUGCAGCAGUUGCACCCAUGGAUUCAGACAGCGAUAGAGACAUCAUCAGUGAUAUCGAUGAAGCCUCUCCAGAAGAACUGGGAAGCGAAUCCACACUGACAGUGUCCACAAAUUCUUCUUUUGAUGGAAAUAACGACACGACGGAUGAAGUCCAGAGACCAUCACAACCGCCAGCACCUGCUUCCCAGAAAGCCAAAAAGAAAAGUCCCUAUGGAAAAGGAAAAAUAAAUCGUAGUGCGAGUGGUGCGCUCGAAAAUGCCAUGUCGUCCCUACAUGAGCUGUAUGACAGAAUGGAAACAAGAGAUGAGAAGAAUCUUCAGAAGAUAGAGGAAAGAGAGGAGCAAAGACGAAGAGAAGAUAUUGAUGUACAGGAGAAGCGAGAUCGAUGGGAACAUAAACAGGAGGAAAGACGAAUCAAGGAGCAUCGGGAAUUUAUGAUGCAGAUGAUACAGAUGAUGCGUCAACCUGUGUACCCACCAAAUUACCAAUCUCCUGAUAACUGGAGUGGCCCAUCGUUCACUAUCCUGUGA